This is a messenger RNA of Cyphellophora attinorum, 1356 nucleotides long. RefSeq names its product 3-oxoacyl-[acyl-carrier-protein]. NCBI's taxonomy places the organism in Eukaryota, Fungi, Ascomycota, Eurotiomycetes, Chaetothyriales, Cyphellophoraceae. The coding region runs from base 1 to 1356 and encodes 451 amino acids. Gene Ontology annotation, molecular function: oxidoreductase activity, acting on the CH-OH group of donors, NAD or NADP as acceptor. The record is from RefSeq and is a predicted model, not a curated record. The transcript has a single exon.
AUGCAAGUUAUCGCAGCAAGUGCUCGUAGCUUCUAUCUGAAGACCGUGCCGCGUGCUGUCCCUAUUCUCACGCAGUCGCAGACACCUUGCAGGCAACAGCCGGUACCUCGUGUCCCGCGACGGAGCGCAAGCUCCAAGACGUGCGGGACAUGCAACGCUACGUUCUCGUCAGGCAAUGUGCUCUAUCGUCAUCUAAAGGAAUGCGGUGUCGCCAGAGGUAUCGACGAAAAAACGGAUACAACUGACAUCGGCGAGCUGGGAAACGAUGCUGAGGGGCUAAGAGCUCGUGGGACUGAACCCACCAACUUCACAGCACCAUCGCACCAAACAGCACAGGCUAGCAGCACCAGCCCGUCUGCAGACACUGCCAGUAAGACCUCGGAUAGUCCUCACAAAUGGACCUCUCCGCCCAUCAGAGCGUCUGGAAAGCUAUGUCAAGGCCGUAGGAUCCUGCUAACCGGAGGCACCUCUGGGAUCGGUCUGGCCGUUGCGGAGCGUCUGCUCGCGGAAGGUGUCUCACACAUCACGAUUCUCACCCGAAAGAAGUGGCCAGAGGUCAAGCCCACGUUCCUUCGGCUGACGUCUAUUGCCGGUGCGGAUGCUGCCGUAAACAUCUUGAAUCAGUUCGAUAUCACAAACCUCCAACAAGUCGAGAAAGAUAUCCCGAAAAUCCUUGUCGGUGGAGAAUGCGACACGGUGAUCUCUUGCGCCGGCAUUGCUCAAGCUAAAGGCAUACUCAACGUCUCCGAGGACGACGUCGAGUCGAUACUGAGGACGAAUCUCACAGCAAGCAUGGCCAUAGCGAGGAUUUUCUUGCGGACCUAUUUUAAGACCUUUAACUAUGGUAAAGCUCGAAAACGACUCCGGCCUGAAGACUUGAGAGACGAAUUUGUCGGUCCAUUCGAAUCUGGAAUCCAAGCCUUACCAUCAGCGAAUUCCCGAGUCUUCGUGGCCGUAUCUUCCCUGCUCGCCACGCAAGGCGGCCACGGCACCUCAAUCUAUGCAGCUAGCAAAGCCGGACUCGAGGCAUUCGUUCGGGCGCUGUCCGGCGAAGCGGGACACAUGUACCGCAGGCUCGUCACUACAGCCUCUCCACAGUCGACAGCAGAGCAUAUCUCCAACGUUCCACCAUUCCGGGCGAACAUCGUGCGUCCCGGCUAUGUGGCCACACCAAUGCUGCAGAACUUUACACCCCAGUAUGCCAAAGGACUGCAAGCAAAGAUUCCACUGCGAAGAUUUGCCACACCCGAAGAGGUGGCUGAUGCUGUCGUCUUCUGUGUGGCGAACGAAUACGCGAACAACACCGUGCUGAAUGUUGACGGAGGCAUGAGUGCGGGCUUCGCAUACGGGGAGUAG